AUGACUAAUAGGAAUAACGCAGUUACAAAUCUAACAAAGAUGGCAAAAAUAACGUUGAAUAAUUAUUCUACACCCUAUAUCGAUGACGAUUCGGGUAUUAGUAUUGACGUCGACAAUGCAUCUUCCAAUGAUUUCAGCUCGUCUGCGUCAACAUUGAUUGAAUCAUUACCUUCAGUCUCAUCUUCUCAAUCCAUUCGUAUGUCAUCGCCAUUUCCGACCAUUCAAAAGAAACAAGCGGAUACAGCACCUUUGGUCAAAUGUACAUCCGAUGGUGUCAUUGAACGCAUACGUCCUGUGACCAUGAAGAAUAGCGAAAAUGGUGAUUAUGUCAUUUGCCACACUACCCGUGGAGACUACGUUGCUUAUCGCACACCAGAAGUUCCCGAAUGGGUUUUGCGUUUGGUUGAAGAGGUCGAAUCGCGUGAACAAUAA
Messenger RNA from Adineta ricciae, 432 nucleotides. The record is from the annotation of a GenBank genome assembly. Lineage: Eukaryota; Metazoa; Rotifera; Eurotatoria; Adinetida; Adinetidae.